Molecule: messenger RNA, 2563 nt
Organism: Ananas comosus (pineapple)
Lineage: Eukaryota; Viridiplantae; Streptophyta; Magnoliopsida; Poales; Bromeliaceae
Product: boron transporter 4-like
Exons: 14
Coding region: 173-2182 (669 amino acids)
Biological process (GO): monoatomic anion transport; monoatomic ion homeostasis; transmembrane transport
Cellular component (GO): plasma membrane
Molecular function (GO): solute:inorganic anion antiporter activity
Source: RefSeq, a predicted model, not a curated record
CUCUCUCCAUUUCGCUUGACGCCCUUCGGCGUCACGCCUCCGCCAUUAAAACCACCUCCUCCUCCUCCUCCUCCGCCUCCUCCUCCUCUCCCUCGUCAAAAUUGUUAGGGUUACGGGAAUUAGUAAUCAAUUCAACUCCCUCUCUGAGGGAGGAAUAACGUUCGUAAUCGAGAUGGAUCUUGUGAGGAGACCUUUUAGAGGGAUUGCCGAUGAUGUCAAAGGAAGAGUACCCUGCUACAGGCAAGAUUGGGUCGGCGGAUUUCGUUCUGGCUUCAGAAUAUUGGCGCCAACUAUGUAUAUCUUCUUUGCAUCUGCGCUUCCCGUGAUCGCCUUUGGAGAGCAACUGAGUAAAGAUACCGAUGGAGCACUGAGCACAGUCGAGACAUUAGCAUCUACUGCUAUCUGUGGUAUCAUACAUUCAAUUCUCGGUGGACAGCCCAUGCUGAUUGUGGGAGUUGCAGAGCCAACUGUUAUCAUGUACACGUAUUUAUACAAUUUCGCAAAAGGCCGUGCUGAUCUUGGGGGGCAACUAUAUUUGGCGUGGGCCGGAUGGGUUUGUAUCUGGACCGCCUGUAUGCUAUUUCUCCUCGCGAUGUUCAAUGCUUCUGAUGUCAUUAGCAGGUUCACAAGGAUAGCUGGAGAACUAUUUGGGAUGUUGAUCACAGUACUGUUCAUUCAAGAAGCUAUUAAGGGAAUAGUGAGUGAAUUUAGCGUUCCGAAAGGUGAAGACCAAAAUCUACCACUGUACCAGUUCCAGUGGCUCUAUACAAAUGGGCUACUAGGAAUUGUAUUCGCGAUUGGUGUGCUGUAUACUGCCUUAAAGAGCAGAAGGGCAAGAGCAUGGCGAUAUGGAACAGGGUGGUUUAGAAGCUUUAUUGCUGAUUAUGGAGUCCCUUUCAUGGUCCUAUUAUGGACGGCAUUCUCAUAUGCAGUUCCGAGCAAAGUUCCUUCUGGAGUUCCGAGGAGGCUCUUUAGUCCGCUCCCUUGGGAGUCCAAAUCACUCCAUCAUUGGACUGUUGCAAAGGAUUUAUUCUCUGUUCCUCCGGUAUAUAUAUUCGCCGCUUUUGUCCCUGCGGUGAUGGUUGCAGGGCUCUACUUUUUUGACCACAGUGUCGCGUCACAAAUGGCACAGCAAAAGGAAUUUAAUCUGAAGAAUCCCUCUGCCUACCAUUAUGAUAUAUUGGUCCUAGGCUUCAUGGUCUUGAUCUGCGGUUUACUUGGGAUUCCCCCUUCAAAUGGUGUUCUUCCACAAUCCCCCAUGCACACUAAAAGUCUAGCUGUUCUAAAGAAGCAGCUGCUUCACAAGAAGAUGGUACAAACUGCCAAAGAGGGCAUAAGGAUACAAGCUAGCAACUCCGAAAUUUAUGGCAAAAUGCAAGAAGUUUUCAUUGAAAUGGACGCAGGAUAUAAUGCUAAUUCAGUGGCUAAAGAGCUGGAGAAACUGAAGGAUGCAGUUAUGAGAGGCGAAACUAAGGGAGGGGAAUCGAAAGGGCCAUUUGAUCCUGAGAAGCACAUAGAAGCCCAUUUGCCUGUUCGUGUGAAUGAGCAGAGAUUAAGCAAUCUAUUGCAGUCCGUGAUGGUCGGUGCAUGUCUUGGAGCUAUGCCAAUCAUCAAGAAGAUACCAACCUCAGUGCUGUGGGGCUACUUCGCUUACAUGGCCAUUGAUAGCCUUCCUGGAAAUCAAUUCUGGGAAAGGAUAUUACUUCUCUUUAUCACCCCUAGACGACGCUACAAAGUGCUAGAAGGUGAUCAUGCAUCCUUUGUGGAGUUGGUUCCUUUCAGAGAAAUAGCUGUGUUCACUCUCUUCCAAUUUGCAUAUCUCAUGCUGUGUUUCGGAGUGACAUGGAUACCAAUAGCAGGAAUUCUUUUCCCACUGCCCUUCUUCAUACUGAUUAUCAUUAGACAGCACCUUCUUCCAAAAUUCUUCCACCCACAACACCUUUACGAAUUGGACGCAGCUGAAUACGAAGAGAUUGCUGGAGUUCAUCACGAUCGCAGCCUCUCAUUUAGGGAAGGAGACACAUCUUAUUCAGGCAGUGAAGAUAGCAGAGAUGAGGUGUGUGAUGCUGAAAUACUGGAUGAACUCACUACCAGUAGAGGGGAACUUAAGCUUAGAACUGUUAGCUUCAAUGAAGACAGGUCUCUUCAGGUUUAUCCUGAGGAGAGUCCAGAAACCCAGUAAAGUGGAAAAAUGAGUUUACUUAGCUGAAGUUUAGGGGCAGAGCCUGCUAUUUCGUCAUAUUUCCAAAUGUCUGAGGAGGAUAUCUUUGCCCUACGAAAACUGACCAACUCAGGAAAGUGAUGCGUCUCCAGAGAAUGCGAUUGAUAAAGAGGAAGGCAGCAUAGAGUAGUCCUCAUGCAGCUUUUAUAUAUGUUGGUAUACUUUAAAUUGGAAUUGUAGCUAACAAAGAUUUACUUGACUUUUGAUGUGCAAAACCGUUCACUGUAAUCACAUACUUAAGAAAAUCUGAAAAGCAAAGAAAUGAUAGAGUUUAGCAGAAUACUCUUCCAUUGUACUCUCUGCAAAAUUUUGCCUUAAGAGGAGGAUGGAUUCUGGUCUUAA